AUGCACCUACACCAGGCAGGCGCUCUUCUCAUCUACACAUGCGCAGACACCAAGCAGGCGCGCUUCUCAUCUGUACAUGCGCAGACACUGACCCAAGACGCCAAGACGCCAGGCAGGCGCUCUUCUCAUCUGCACAAGCGCAGUUGCACACGCAACACCAGGGAGCCACCACAGAUCUUUCUUCUGGGACCUCGUGCAUCCUUCACCUUAUGCUUAAUAAUACGUACUAGGGAAGAUGGAUCUGCACCAUCAGAAGUCCAGUUCCCAGAGAUUUGUGACAACGGCCUUGCUGCUGCUCUUUAUGAACAAUAUAGACAAGUGAAGAUGGAACUGCACCGUUUGAAAUCCUGUUCCCAGGAAAUGGUGACCUUCACCGAUGUGGCUGUGAUCUUCUCCCCAGCGGAGUGGCUGUGCCUGGAUGCCUCUCAUCGGAAACUCUACAGAGAUGUGAUGCUGGAGAUCUACCAGCACCUGGGGGUCAUAGGACAGUGCAGGGUGAAGCCUGCACUGAUCUCCUGGUUGGAAGAAGGAGCCCUUCACAAGCUGCAGAGAGGUUUGUUUGAAGAAGUCUGGACAGGAAGCAAAUGUCAUCUAGGUCCCGAGAAUGGCAAGUCCUUCACAUUCUCUUUGUCCCACACUGAACACAUGAUAAUUCAUGUAAGAGAGAAGUCUUAUAUGAGUCAGGAGUGUGGAAAGUUCUUCACUCAAUCUUCAAAGCUUAUUAGACACAUGAAAAUUCAUACAGGAGAGAAGCCUUAUUUAUGUCAGGAGUGUGGAAAGGCAUUUGCUCAAUCCUCAAAACUUUUUGAUCACAUAAAAAUUCAUACAGGAGAGAAGCCUUCUUCAUGUCAGGAGUUUGGAAAGGCAUUUGCUCAAUAUUCAGACCUUAAAAAACACAUAAAAGUCCAUACAGGAGAGAAGCUUUAUUCAUGUCAGGAGUGUGGAAAGGCAUUUGCUCAAUCCUCAAAACUUUCUGAUCACAUAAAAAUUCAUACAGGAGAGAAGCCUUAUUCAUGUCAGGAGUGUGGAAAGGCUUUUGGUGAAUCCUCAAGCCUUUCUGAUCACAUGAAAAUUCAUACAGGAGAGAAGCCUUAUUCAUGUCAGGAGUGUGGAAAGGCUUUUGGUGAAUCCUCAAGCCUUAACAGGCACAUGAAAAUUCAUACAGGAGAGAAGCCUUAUUCAUGUCAGGAGUGUGGAAAGGCAUUUGCUCGAUCCUCAACCCUUAACACACACAUGAAAAUUCAUACAGGAGAGAAGCCUUAUUCAUGUCAGGAGUGUGGAAAGGCAUUUGCUCAAUCCUCAAAUCUUUCUGGUCACAUGAAAAUUCAUACAGGAGAGAAUCCUUAUUCAUGUCAGGAGUGUGGAAAGGCAUUUACUCAAUCCUCAAACCUUUCUGGACACAUGAAUAUUCAUACAGGAGAGAAGCCUUAUUCAUGUCAGGAGUGUGGAAAGGCAUUUGCUCGAUAUUCAGACCUUAAAAAACACAUAAAAGUUCAUACAGGAGAGAAGCCUUAUUCAUGUCAGGAGUGUGGAAAGGCAUUUGCUCAAUCUUCAAAACUUUCUGAUCACAUGAAAAUUCAUAAAGGAGAGAAGCCUUAUUCAUGUCAGGAGUGUGGAAAGGCAUUUGCAAAAUCCUCAAACCUUUCUGAUCACAUGAAAAUUCAUACAGGAGAGAAGCCUUAUUCAUGUCAGGAGUGUGGAAAGGCAUUUGCUCGGUCCUCAGACCUUAACAAACACAUGAAAGUUCAUACAGGAGAAAAGCUUUAUUCAUGUCCGGAGUGUGGAAAGGCUUUUGGUGAAUCCUCAAGCCUCAACAGGCACAUGAAAAUUCAUAUAGGAGAGAAGUCAUAUUCAUGUUCGGACUGUGGAAAGGUUGUAAAGAAACAGGGAUGUGAACAUUGUCAUAAUGACAUGGCUUAG
This is a messenger RNA of Suncus etruscus (white-toothed pygmy shrew), 1920 nucleotides long. RefSeq names its product gastrula zinc finger protein XlCGF57.1-like. NCBI's taxonomy places the organism in Eukaryota, Metazoa, Chordata, Mammalia, Eulipotyphla, Soricidae. The record is from RefSeq and is a predicted model, not a curated record. The transcript has 4 exons. The coding region runs from base 1 to 1920 and encodes 639 amino acids. Gene Ontology annotation, molecular function: DNA-binding transcription factor activity; RNA polymerase II cis-regulatory region sequence-specific DNA binding. Gene Ontology annotation, biological process: regulation of transcription by RNA polymerase II.